Molecule: messenger RNA, 948 nt
Organism: Peronospora belbahrii
Lineage: Eukaryota; Oomycota; Peronosporomycetes; Peronosporales; Peronosporaceae
Source: the annotation of a GenBank genome assembly
AUGAACGCCGCUCAGUAUCUACUGGAUCGUAUGCGCACUUGCAAGGCUAUGCAAGAAAUUAGCAAUACGAAGGCACGUGGCUGGUUCUCGUCCGUAGGCAGUGCCACACACACGUUUCAUGACGACGACGCCGUGGGUUUUGGUCCCGGUUACAUGGUGGUAGCAGACGGUGUGUCCGGCACUGCAAAGGCAUCUGGCGUGCUAGCUCGGAUGCUAGUGACUGAGACAUUGGUAAAACUAGCAAAGCUGCGCAAGCGCAAGCGAGAAAAGCCACUUUAUGCCGAAACAUUUCGCCAGAGUAUGCAAGCGGCGAUCAAGAGCGCGCGCAAGCUUGCAAAGCGUAAAGGACGACUGGACUCGGCCAUCUCGGCUGUAUUUUUUGAUGAGACGUCGCGUCAAAUGUUUGUGUACACGAUUGGCGAUUGCAAGUGUGUGGUUUUUCGAUGUGGUAAUCUUGUGUUCGAGAGUGAAUCAAUCAUUUACGAUUUCAACGUACCUGCCGUGGUGUCUAGCAAUCAAUCCACUAAUUAUGUCGCCGAAGUGCAGAUACAGGUCUUUGCGUAUGAAGUUGGUGAUGUGUGUCUUUUAUUCUCGGACGGCGUGCACGACAAUCUGUACGUUGACGAUAUUGCGUCCUGUGUCACAUUGGUAGCAAGCUCACCGUUACCUCAACCGAAAGGUGGAGCAGCAGAAGAAAUGGCGCGAAGAAUCGUACAACGCGCUACGGACACUUUCUCAAGCAGCACAGAGUUCAUCCCAUUUGCCGUCUCAGCCGCACGAUUUUGCCGUGAGGCGUUAAACGAACUGUUGGUGACCAACACUGUCGAUUCAGCCGAGUUUGAGCGAUUUCGACACAAGUGCGAAGCCAUUCCAUCUUUAAACGUAAAACGCGCUGCGUUUGGCAAGGAGCGCCGUGUACGUCGACUCGCUUUUUUACAGCGCGUCUAA